Messenger RNA from Prunus dulcis (almond), 3273 nucleotides. RefSeq names its product CDT1-like protein a, chloroplastic. The record is from RefSeq and is a predicted model, not a curated record. Lineage: Eukaryota; Viridiplantae; Streptophyta; Magnoliopsida; Rosales; Rosaceae. Gene Ontology annotation, cellular component: nucleus. Bases 281 to 3067 code for a protein of 928 amino acids. Gene Ontology annotation, biological process: regulation of DNA-templated DNA replication initiation; mitotic cell cycle; DNA replication preinitiation complex assembly. The transcript has 12 exons. Gene Ontology annotation, molecular function: DNA binding; DNA polymerase binding.
GUAAUUUGGGAUAUGAUAUUUGGACUUAGGCCCAAUAAACAACGGGUGUUCCAAUAGCCCACUAGCCCACAGAAGAUGCUCGCCAACGGAUCUAUUUGGCGGGAAGCAACGGGUCACGCGAGAGUGCCAGCUCAUCUUUCCCGCCAGAGACCCCGCUAAAUACCGGAAAACCCCAAAUGGCCAUUGCAUCUUCUUCUUCUUCUUCUCUGUGAGACUGUUAACCCGCAAAAUCUCACCUUACGAUCGAUUCCAAAUCUCGCAUUUCUAUUUGAUCUCUGCAAUGAGUUCCUUAGGAACCUUCAAAUCCCAGACACCCAGAAGCCGAGAAAAGAAAGCCCUAAACCCAAAGCCCCAAAUCUUAGGCAAUGAGACACUGAGCACCAAAACCCCUCAGAAAUCCGAAAAAUUCUCUGGACGAGCACGAAACGGCAACGUCGCGCUCUCCAUCGGCGACAUCAGAAGAGCCGCCACCAAAAGCCUCAGCGAGUCGAGCCAGAAGCGAUGGACGGACCAGAUCGAUUCUUGGCCCGACGAAAGCCCAAAGAAGAAACGCGUCGGCCGCUCCGAGAAGCUACCGGAAAAAUAUGAAAUAUUGAGUGAGUUUUUGAAUGGCUUGGACACUUCGAUUCGGUUGUUGCGGUUGAGGGGUUUGAAGCCCAGUUUUACCAAUAUUUGCCCCCAAAUCGAGUGUUUGACGGAUAGGAGGUUUACAUGUGGUCACUUGGCUCAGCUGAAGUUUGUUUUACCUGAGGUGAUUGAUAUAAAGAAAGUUCUUGUUAAGGAUGAGAGAACCAGUUGUUUGAAGCCUGAUCUUCAUGUCACCAUCAAUGUUGAUGCACUAGAGAGAGAUAACAAGGCGAAAUCUGAAGGUGGUGGGAGUAUGCAUUUGAGGAAGACGUUCCACAAACGGCUUGCAGAUAUUUCAAAAUCCCAUCCUGAGGAUUAUGAAAUUCCAGAAGAAACUUUGCCUCAGCCAUUCGAUAUUAGGAAGCAAGAUAUGCAAUCAGAUACAGGCAAGCUUCCCUUUUCAUCAUCUCCUGGUGACAAAUUGACUGAUGUACACACAGUUGAGCAGCCAGCAGUGUCAACAAGCUGCCUUCAGGGUGAUGAAGUUCCAGAAUCAAACCUCAAUACAGUUUGCUCUGUUGGGGAAAGGAGUACUUGUGCUUCAUUGUAUGGGCAAGUGCCUAGAUAUGUUUUGAGACAACUUGGCCCAAUAAACAACGGGUGUUCCAAUAGCCCACUAGCCCACAGAAGAUGCUCGCCAACGGAUCUAUUUGGCGGGAAGCAACGGGUCACGCGAGAGUGCCAGCUCAUCUUUCCCGCCAGAGACCCCGCUAAAUACCGGAAAACCCCGAAUGGCCAUUGCAUCUUAUUCUUCUUCUUCUCUGUGAGACUGUUAACCCGCAAAAUCUCACCUUACGAUCGAUUCCAAAUCUCGCAGUUCUAUUUGAUCUCUGCAAUGAGUUCCUUAGGAACCUUCAAAUCCCAGACACCCAGAAGCCGAGAAAAGAAAUCCCUAAACCCAAAGCCCCAAAUCUUAGGCAAUGAGACACUGAGCACCAAAACCCCUCAGAAAUCCGAAAAAUUCUCUGGACGAGCACGAAACGGCAACGUCGCGCUCUCCAUCGGCGACAUCAGAAGAGCCGCCACCAAAAGCCUCAGCGAGUCGAGCCAGAAGCGAUGGACGGACCAGAUCGAUUCUUGGCCCGACGAAAGCCCAAAGAAGAAACGCGUCGGCCGCUCCGAGAAGCUACCGGAAAAAUAUGAAAUAUUGAGUGAGUUUUUGAAUGGCUUGGACACUUCGAUUCGGUUGUUGCGGUUGAGGGGUUUGAAGCCCAGUUUUACCAAUAUUUGCCCCCAAAUCGAGUGUUUGACGGAUAGGAGGUUUACAUGUGGUCACUUGGCUCAGCUGAAGUUUGUUUUACCUGAGGUGAUUGAUAUAAAGAAAGUUCUUGUUAAGGAUGAGAGAACCAGUUGUUUGAAGCCUGAUCUUCAUGUCACCAUCAAUGUUGAUGCACUAGAGAGAGAUAACAAGGCGAAAUCUGAAGGUGGUGGGAGUAUGCAUUUGAGGAAGACGUUCCACAAACGGCUUGCAGAUAUUUCAAAAUCCCAUCCUGAGGAUUAUGAAAUUCCAGAAGAAACUUUGCCUCAGCCAUUCGAUAUUAGGAAGCAAGAUAUGCAAUCAGAUACAGGCAAGCUUCCCUUUUCAUCAUCUCCUGGUGACAAAUUGACUGAUGUACACACAGUUGAGCAGCCAGCAGUGUCAACAAGCUGCCUUCAGGGUGAUGAAGUUCCAGAAUCAAACCUCAAUACAGUUUGCUCUGUUGGGGAAAGGAGUACUUGUGCUUCAUUGUAUGGGCAAGUGCCUGUAACUCCAACCAAAGACAUAGACCCCAUAGAAAAUGAUGAUAGGUUGCCCACACAAAGUGAUAGCAUUCAGUCGACUCCAGCAAAGCUUGCUUCAACUCCAGCUAGGUUAAUGGCUGACACGCCUGCAUUGCACCGACCAAAGCGAUGUUAUAUGAGCCCUGAUGAUAAUUCUACUAGCUCACUGAACAAGUUGGUUAGGCGUCCUCCACGCUCCAGGUCUUUGAAAUUUGACACUCCUGUGAAGAAUAAAAUUGUUGAGGAUGAAGUUCCUGAUAUGGGCGGUGCAUCAAUCGAUACUGACAGCCUCGAUAUUCUUCCAGAGGAUCUUUUGCAAUCGAUUAGAGAAAAGGAGAGGAAGGCAAUAGAGGAGCAAAAUCCAGCCAUCUCAGAAGCGAAGAGGCGGCGCCAGAUGAUUUCCAGCCUGCCUAAGCUCUUCAAUAUGAUUCAUUUCCUAUUGCAGUCUAUGAACCGUUCCGUUAUCACAAAAGAGGAGCUUGUUCACAAGCUAAUCUGGACCAAUUUUGAUAUUGUUGACAGAAAGGAAGUUCAAGAGCAGCUAAAAUUGUUGCUAGAGCUGGUUCCCGAUUGGAUUUCCGAGAAACAGUUAUCAUCUGAAGCUGAUUUGAUUAUGAUCCACAUUAAUAAAAUGUCAGAUCCCGAGUCCAUACGUGCAAGGCUUGAGGAAGCAAAGUGAGCUAGAGAAUGCUAGAAUUUUUGAAGUUGUACGAGAAGCAUAUUUAGAGAUGAUGUACAAUUUUCCCAUUUCAUUGGGCAUCUUAGUGUUGGUUUAUUAUUGUUGAUGUAAAGGACAUCUGGGUGGCAUAAUCAUGUAGGUCGAACGAAGGCCUUCUCCAAGAAUGUUAUUUACCAACAAGAUUGUAUAAAUAUCUAUUUCUUUCC